This is a messenger RNA of Striga asiatica, 891 nucleotides long. Lineage: Eukaryota; Viridiplantae; Streptophyta; Magnoliopsida; Lamiales; Orobanchaceae. The record is from the annotation of a GenBank genome assembly.
AUGUCUGAGUGGUUAACUUCCAAAAAAAUCCACAUUUCUGGUGUUCUCAUCUCGAACUUGACUCGUUUAUGUUCCGCCAUUCAUUCGCACCCUCUCUACUUUGCCUUCUUCGUUUACUUUUUACCAUAUCUUCUCAAACUCGUCAAAUUUUUAUUCCUAUCUCCUCUUUUCAUCAUCAUCACCUCCAUUCUUCUCCUCAUUCUUCUCCCCAAUGAGAACUUGUUCUCCAAUAUUGUAUCAAGUCAAGGCAGCGCAAAACACCUUUUCUUGGUAUAUAAUUCCGUUCUAGAAAAAUUGCGCCCGGAAAAGUAUUAUGAGAGCGAAAACUUUUGUGGGUUUAAUGAGCUCGAGAUUUACAAUGCCGUUUUCGGUUCAUACGAAGCGGAGGCAAAAGAUGAAGCGCAACAAAUUGAUGUCUCAGAAGAAAAAAAGGGAGAAGAAAAGAGAAUGCAGAAUUUAGAAGAAGAGAAAAACGAAACUAAAAAGGUAAAUGACAUCACUGCAGCUAGUGAACACUAUCCUAUGGAGAAGGAGUGGAAAAGGUCUCUAGCGUGCAAGUUGUUAGACGAGCGGUGCGAAGAGGAAGGGAUGGAUUUAUUAUGGGAGACGUAUGAGAACGAGUCGAAUAAAAUGAAGGCGAAAAAUGAUUAUAAUAAUAUGAAAAAUAAGAAGAAACAACAAGAAGAAGAAGACGGUUAUGAUAGCGAAGAUGAUCAAGUCAGGGGAGGUUUGUGUUGUCUGCAGGCACUCAAGUUUUCUUCUGUGAAGAUGAUGAAUCUGGGGAUUGGGAAGCCUAAUCUGGUGAGAUUUUCCAAGGCUGCCAAAGGGAUUGGGUGGCUGCGUAAUGUGAAGAAGAAGCACAGCAAGAAGGUGCACAACAAUGGAGAUUGA